UGUAAAUUAUAUCAGAAGGAGAAUCUGCGCCCUGGAAGGCUCUUCAGUGGACAUUUCAAGUCAAUAUUUGUAUCCUGACAACAAGAAGCCCAGAUCUAAAUUUUGGUAUAAAAUAAAGAGAAGUGGUAAAGAGGAAGCUGUCAAGCCGUCUAAGGAUGAAGGCCGCAUGCAGUAUAUUGACAACACGAACAACCAGCACAUCCUGAGAAUCAACAACCUGAAGAAGACUGACUCAGCAGAAUACACAUUCAGACUCCAAAAAGAUGAUGGAGGAUGGAAGAGUAAUCGACUUGGAGUGACUCUGAGUGUCUCAGGUUUGGAGGUUAAGUUUCAUCCUGCUGUGGUGACAGAGGGCCAGAGAGUCACACUGACCUGCAGUACCAGCUGUCCUCUGACUGACAACACAAACUACAUUUGGUACCUGAACAGUCGACGUCUAACGGAGCCAGAGAGCCAAAACAAACACCUGGUUCUAGACCCAGUCACCAUUCAACAUGCAGGAAACUACUCCUGUGCUGUCAUAACCCACCAAAACAUCAUCUCUGGUGAAAAGACUCUAACUGUCAAAACCCACCAAAACAUCAGUUCUGGUGAAAAGACUCUAACUGUCCAAAGUAUUACAAGAACAUUAACAGCAGCAGCUGCAGGAGUUGUUGCUGCUCUCCUGGUUAUAAUGCCACUCGCUGUCUUCUUCUGGAUUAGGAGAAAGAGGUCCUCCAGACAUUCUCCUAGACCUGAAACAUCAGACAAUAUGGAGCAGCUAAACCCUGGUCCUGUGUAUGAAGACAUCUCAGCUCAAGCAACAGAGCAGGAUGACCUUUACUAUAGCAGUAUUAACUUCUCCAAGGACCAGACAGAUCCUCUCUACUCCACCGUGCAGCCACAUCAGCCUGGAGAACAGCAGCUUGACCCGUAUUCUGUUGUCAACUUAAGAUCCAACACAUCCUCUGAGUAA
Messenger RNA from Scomber japonicus (chub mackerel), 955 nucleotides. Its product is annotated as sialoadhesin-like. The transcript is spliced from 4 exons. The record is from RefSeq and is a predicted model, not a curated record. The coding region runs from base 167 to 955 and encodes 262 amino acids. Lineage: Eukaryota; Metazoa; Chordata; Actinopteri; Scombriformes; Scombridae.